UCAUGAGUCGCUUUGACAGGGAGAGAGAGAGAGCGAGAGAGGGGAUGCCAGAGAAGGCCAUGGACGACGUUAUGGAGGCGGCGUCGGGGCCACACUUCAGCGGCCUUCGCCUUGAUUCUCUCCGCUUGUCUACUUCCUCUGCCCCGUCGUCGCCAUCCUCCGCGAAGGCCUCUGUCGCCGGACCGAUUGCCGACGAUUCCUUGCCCGAAGAACCUAAGCAGCCCUUUGUUAUAGGGGUUUCGGGCGGUUCGGCUUCCGGGAAAACUACUGUAUGCGACAUGAUCAUCCAGCGGCUUCAUGACCAGCGGGUUGUUCUUGUCUAUCAGGAUUCAUUUUACAGAGGUUUGACUGCAGAGGAAGCUGAACGUGCCAAUGACUAUAACUUUGAUCAUCCUGAUGCCUUUGACACUGACCAACUCAUUGAGUGCUUGACCAAGCUGAAAAGUGGACAAUCUGUCAAUAUUCCCAUAUAUGAUUUCAAGAACCAUCGCCGUUGCUGUGAAAGUUUCCGAAAGGUGAAUGCAUCAGAUGUUAUUAUUUUGGAGGGGAUUCUUGUUUUCCAUGAUCCACAUGUUCGAAACCUAAUGGACAUGAAGAUAUUUGUUGAUACCGAUGCUGAUGUUAGGCUUGCUAGAAGAAUUAGAAGAGAUACAGUUGAGAGAGGUCGGGAUGUUAACUCAGUUCUCGAACAGUAUGGAAAAUUUGUCAAGCCUGCUUUUGAUGAUUUUGUUUUGCCUUCAAAGAAAUAUGCUGAUGUAAUCAUUCCUAGAGGAGGUGACAACCAUGUUGCGAUUGAUUUAAUUGUUCAACAUAUUCAGACAAAACUUGGCCAACAUGACUUGUGUAAAAUCUACCCUAAUGUAUUUGUUAUUCAAUCUACAUUUCAGAUAAGAGGAAUGCACACCCUUGUUCGUGACAGGGAUAUUACAACACCUGACUUUGUCUUUUAUUCUGAUCGACUUAUUCGGCUGGUGGUAGAGCAUGGCCUUGGUCAUUUGCCUUUUACCGAGAAACAGGUGGUCACUCCAACAGGAUCAGUCUAUACAGGAGUUGACUUCUGCAAGAAACUUUGUGGAGUGUCUAUUAUACGAAGUGGUGAAAGCAUGGAGAAUGCCUUGCGAGCUUGUUGUAAAGGAAUAAAAAUUGGGAAGAUCCUUAUUCAUCGUGAUGGUGAUAAUGGAAAGCAGCUUAUUUAUCAGAAGUUGCCCAAUGACAUAUCUGAACGCCAUGUUUUACUACUUGAUCCUGUCCUUGGUACAGGAAACUCUGCAAACCAAGCAAUAGAACUACUCAUCCAGAAGGGAGUACCAGAGGACCGCAUUAUUUUCCUCAACUUGAUAUCGGCACCCGAAGGAAUCCAUUGUGUUUGUAAGCGAUUUCCUUCCCUCAAGAUAGUCACUUCAGAGAUAGAUGCUGGACUGAAUGAGGAGUUCAGAGUAAUUCCUGGCUUGGGAGAGUAUGGUGAUCGAUACUUUGGAACUGAUGUUUGAUGCUUUGAUCACCACUGGACUCGUUUGGGGCAGCUUUCUUACUGCUUCUUCGUAAAACAGUUUUGUAGUACAGAAAUUUUUUGUACUAAAAAGUUAUUUUAGAAAGCAAUGAGAAAGCCGUCUCAAACGGUAUCAGCAGCUUUUGCUUCGGAAGGAAUUCAAGCAAAGUGGGAUGUUCAUUUUUCAUAGUAAGACAUGCUUUUGGACUGCCAUAUACAGGUUAGUGUGCUGUAAUAUUUAAUGUUCUAAUGUAUCAUUCCUGAUUGCAACUUGAUCAAAUUUGAUCAGAAUGAGUAGUCAAAUUUGAAUCAGAAUAUUGUGAAGAACUUGAGCUGCAUUGCUUGCAGCUUGAAUAAUUUAUUUUAAAAUGAGAGUAAUAUAAUUAUUUAUAUAUUU
This is a messenger RNA of Dendrobium catenatum, 1886 nucleotides long. Its product is annotated as uridine kinase-like protein 1, chloroplastic. The record is from RefSeq and is a predicted model, not a curated record. NCBI's taxonomy places the organism in Eukaryota, Viridiplantae, Streptophyta, Magnoliopsida, Asparagales, Orchidaceae. Gene Ontology annotation, molecular function: ATP binding; kinase activity. Gene Ontology annotation, cellular component: cytoplasm; chloroplast. The coding region runs from base 3 to 1490 and encodes 495 amino acids. The transcript is spliced from 14 exons.